AUGGCUCCCUUACUUGACAUUCUCUCCGUCCUCGCUGUUAGCAUUGCUACUGUCAAUGCUAAAGCUUGGGACUCUUCUUUGUUCACGACAUCUCCUCCAGUCUACCCUUCUCCUGAAUUACAAGGCACAGGAUGGGAAGAGGCUCUCAUAAAAGCUAAAUCCUUCAUCGGUAACCUCACAUUAGAAGAAAGAGUUUCACUAUUGACUGGUUCAGAUGGACCUUGUGUUGGUAACAUCGCACCAAUCCCACGUGUUGGAUUCAAGGGACUUUGUCUUCAAGAUGGUCCACUUUCCUUGAGAGAGGCUGAUUAUGUCACCGUUUUCCCUGCUGGUCUCACUGCCGCUGCAUCCUGGGAUAAAAGUCUCAUGCACACACGAGGAGAAUACCUUGGUGCUGAGUUUCGUGGUAAGGGUGCACAUGUCUACUUGGGACCUGUAGCUGGUCCACUUGGUAGAAGUGCCAUGGCAGGAAGAAAUUGGGAAGGAUUUUCCCCAGAUCCCUAUCUGACUGGUGUUGCUAUGGAAGAGACAAUCAUUGGUGUUCAGUCUCAAGGUGUUCAAGCCAGUGCUAAACAUUUCCUCGCCUAUGAACAAGAGACCCAACGAAAUACUGCAGAUAUUUUCACUCCAACCUGGUAUCCAAAUGCCACCCAACAAAUGUCUGUCUCUUCAAACGUUGAGGAUAGGACUAUUCAUGAGUUGUACUUGUGGCCAUUUUACAAUGCCGUUCGCUCUGGUGUCGCAAAUGUCAUGUGCUCUUACAACAGAGUUAAUUCAUCCUACGCCUGUCAAAACUCUAAACUCUUGAAUGGAUUGCUCAAAACUGAGCUUGGUUUUCAAGGAUUUGUUGUAUCUGAUUGGAUGGGAACACAUGCUGGUGUUGACUCUGCCAAUGCUGGUUUGGAUAUGACCAUGCCAGGAGCUCAAACUUGGAAUGCAAUGGCCCCUGGAGUAGCAUCAUACUUCGGUGGCAACCUUACUACUGCUGUGAAUAACGGUUCCGUUACUCUUGACCGCCUUAACGAUAUGGCCCUUAGAGUUAUGACUCCAUACUUCUUCCUCGGACAGGAUCAAGAUUUCCCUCUUAUCGAUGGCUCUACCGGUACCUAUCCAGUAAUGAAUGAUUUCAAUAACCCAGUUAAUUUCGAAUCAGACUGGGUUACUGCAAUGGGUCCUGCCGAUGUUGAUGUUCGUGGAAAUCACAGCUGGUUGGUUCGUGAACUCGGUGCUGCUGGAACUGUGCUUCUCAAGAAUACCAACAAUGCACUCCCUCUUAAUGCUCCCAAACGUAUUGGAGUUUUUGGAAAUGCUGCCGGAGAUUUAACAAAUGGUCCUUAUGCCCAUGAUAAAGACUAUGAAUACGGAUGCCUACCAAUGGGUGGUGGUUCUGGAUCUGGAAGACUUUCUCAACUGAUUUCUCCUCUGGAAGCUAUCAAGGCUCGUGCUGUUAAGGAUGGCUCAAUGGUACAAUAUAUCUUGAACAAUACUCAAUUAACCACCGCGGGAGGUUUCAAGAAUAUGAUAUACCCCAUCCCAGACGUAUGCUUAGUCUUCAUUAAAACAUACGCAAAGGAGGGUGAUGACCGAACAUCCUUAUCAUUUGAUUGGGAAGGAGAUUCAGUUGUUGAACAAGUUGCCGCAAACUGCAGCAACACAAUCGUUGUCUCCCAAUCCACCGGUAUUAACCUCAUGCCAUGGGCUAAUCACCCCAACGUUACCGCUAUCCUCGCUACUCAUCUCUCCGGUGAUCAAAUCGGAAAUAGUUUAGUUGACAUUCUCUACGGUGCCUAUAAUCCUUCCGGACAUCUCCCAUAUACUAUUGCCUACAAUGUAUCAGACUACUCAUUUGCCCCCGUCACCACCAACGUAUCCUCAUCUUCACCAGAUGCAUGGCAAUCUGAUUUCACUGAACGUCUUCUCAUCGAUUAUCGUUACUUUGAUUAUCAUAACAAAUCGGUUCUUUACGAAUUCGGUUUCGGUCUAAGCUACACAACAUUUAACCUCUCCUCAUUAGCCAUCUCUCCCAUUUCCAACGCUACCCUCUCAUCUACCCCGGCUGUCAUGGAACCAAAUUCUAGUAUUCCUGGCGGAAACCCCGAUCUCUGGACUCCAGUCUACACAGUCACUGCUUCAGUAACCAACACAGGAAACUUUUCCGGUGCAGCUGUUCCUCAACUUUAUAUCACGAUUCCGGAAACAGAAGGAGAAACUCCAGUGAAACAAUUGAGAGGAUUCGAAAAGAUUGGUUUGAAUGCGGGUGAAAGUAAGAAUGUUAGAUUUGAGUUGAUGAGGAGAGAUAUUAGUAUUUGGGAUGUGCAAUUACAGGAGUGGAGGAUUCCAGAGGGAGAGUUUGGUGUAAAGGUUGGUUUUUCGAGUAGGGAUUUGAGAGUUGAGGGAACGUUUGAGGUUUGA
Messenger RNA from Sclerotinia sclerotiorum 1980 UF-70, 2412 nucleotides. RefSeq lists its product as hypothetical. The record is from RefSeq and is a predicted model, not a curated record. Gene Ontology annotation, molecular function: beta-glucosidase activity. Gene Ontology annotation, biological process: glucan catabolic process. Lineage: Eukaryota; Fungi; Ascomycota; Leotiomycetes; Helotiales; Sclerotiniaceae. The transcript is spliced from 3 exons. Bases 1 to 2412 code for a protein of 803 amino acids.